This is a messenger RNA of Cuscuta epithymum, 2355 nucleotides long. NCBI's taxonomy places the organism in Eukaryota, Viridiplantae, Streptophyta, Magnoliopsida, Solanales, Convolvulaceae. The record is from the annotation of a GenBank genome assembly.
CUUGGUAGGACCGGACCGUAGGAGCAGCAUGACGGUGAGCUGAAAACCCCAAUUUUAUAUACUGGGGUUAGUUUCCGGCGUUAAAAUGGUGGGGAAGAAAUCUCUGGUUCGGUUGUACUUACGCCAGACUUGUGACCGUCUCCCUUCAUUUCAAACAACGCACCGGUGAUUAAUACAGACACGAAGCAUGUACGGCGUCUACCACUGUAUAGGUUCCCUUCUCGCCAGUCUCUGAACAAUAGGAGAAGAUGAUUGUGAUGUUCAUUCUCUACGCCACUGCUUAAUCAUGAUAUCAGAAGCAACUUCAGAUGCCUUCCCCUUUGUCGUCAAUUGUAAUGCCUUUCCCAAUUUGAUUUCAAAUCAGUGUUCCAGCUCUUUUGGUUUAUUGUAUUUGUUUUUGGAAAUAAAUUGCUCCGGUUAUGCAAUAAAUUGUUUUAGUCUCAGUUCCCCCCCUCUUCAUUUACCAAUAUUCGUAUAGGGGUUGAAUCCAUCGAAUCAGUAAAAGUUCUAUAAUCUAUACCCCUGUGGUUGCUGUUAGUAUUGUUGUUGUUAUCCUUAUUAGAUAUUAUAAUUACUACGUAUUAUUUUUACUUUCAUUCUGUGAAGUAUAACCAUUGAGGAUUGAGGAGCUACCAGUAUUCGUCUUUCUUCUCUUGUUAGUUAACUAAAAACCACACAAUUUGAAAAUAAAACUACAUCAGAGGAACAAAUGUCAGUUCUGUGUGGUGCCCCACCAAUCCUUGAGUGUGUCUACUGUAUCGCCUGUGCCCGUUGGGCCUGGAAGCGGUGCCUCCACACUGCGGGCCAUGAAAGUGAAACGUGGACCCAUGCCACACCAGAUGAAUUUGAACCCGUCCCUAGGCUUUGCAGGUACAUAUUAGCCGUGUAUGAGGAUGAUAUCAGAAAUCCUCAAUGGGAACCCCCUCGAGGCUAUGGAAUCAAUCCGGAUUGGGUGAUUCGGAAAAGAACGUAUGAGGAUAAUUGUGGCAGAGCACCUCCUUAUAUGUUGUACCUCGAUCAUGAUCAUGAAGAUAUAGUCCUUGCUAUAAGAGGCCUUAAUUUGGCUAAGGAGAGUGACUAUGCGGUUUUGUUGGAUAACAAGCUGGGUAAGAGGUCAUUUGAAGGUGGAUAUGUUCAUAACGGUUUAUUGAAAGCAGCUGGGUGGGUUUUGAAUGCAGAAAAUGAGAUUUUGAUGGACUUGGUUGAGAAAUACCCACGUUAUACUCUGACUUUUACUGGACAUUCUCUGGGGUCAGGUGUGGCGGCAUUGUUGGCGAUAGUGGUGGUCAGGAACCGUGAUAGGUUGGGGAAUAUUGAGAAGAAAAGAGUCAGAUGCUUUGCCAUUGCUCCUACGAGAUGUAUGUCACUUAAUCUUGCCGUGGGGUAUUCUGAUGUGAUCAACUUUGUUGUGCUUCAGGAUGGCUAAAGAUUUAACAACAUAUUCACCGCUGAAACAGGAUGAUUUCUUACCUCGGACAGCAACCCCAUUGGAAGACAUAUUCAAGUCACUAUUUUGUUUGCCAUGUUUACUAUGUGCCCGGUGCUUGAGAGAUACAUGCAUAUCUGAAGAGAAGAAGCUUAAAGAUGAAAGGAGACUGUAUGCCCCUGGUCGACUCUAUCACAUUGUUGAGAGAAAACCUUUCAGGUGUGGCAGGUUUCCACCCACGGUGAGAACAGCAGUCCCUGUGGAUGGGAGAUUUGAACAUAUAGUCUUGUCGUGUAAUGCAACUUCUGAUCAUGCCAUUAUUUGGAUUGAGAGGGAAGCCCAAAGAGCACUGGAUUUAAUGAGAGAAAAGGAGGGGAUGAUGGAGAUUCCAGCAACACAGAAGAUGGAGAGGCAACAAUCACUGGCUAAAGAGCACAGUGAGGAGUAUAAGGCUGCCCUAAAGAGAGCGGUCACGUUGGAAGUCCCCCAUGCCUUUUCACCCUCUGAGUAUGGAACUUUUGAGGAUGACAUCAAAUACUCCUCUUCAGCGGAAACAUCAAAGAAAAGCAAUCGGGGCAGGGAAACCUGGGAUGAAGUGAUUGAUCGUCUGUUUUUCAAGGAUGAAUCAGGUCACAUCAUCUUGAAGAAGCCCCUUGUUGUAUAAUUGGUAAUUGUUUGUUUGUUGUAUAGUGUGAAACUGUUAGUGAGAUGAGUGUGAUUUUUUAAUUCUUGUAUUCAAGAAUGGUUAGAUGGCUCCUUCACCAUUGCCUGCAAAACUUGUAAACUUACCCAUCUAAUAAGUGGGAUGAUAUCAACACCAAGCCUAAUUAGAAAAAAUAAAGGCUUGUUUCUGUAAAAGAUGUAGCAUUACAAAAAAAUCAAAGAAUACUAUGCAUCACAUUUUUCUCAUAUAUAAUCACUCCGUAUUU